AUGAAGUGGCAUUCGUUCCUAUCAGCUUCAUUUCUCCUAGGCACCGUCAUUGCCGCCGAUCCGGUACAUCAAAUCCCCGAGCCGACUAAAUACCGCCUCAUGGUCACGACGCACGGCGACGUUAAAGACAUCGACGACAAUUACCUGUCCUGUGACGUAGAGGGCAAUGUCGGGAUAUUUGGCACCGAGCGAGAGCCCAUCCUAAUCCACGACAUCAUGCCCGGGAAGAAGUCCGACAACUUGGUCUUCUUCGACACCCGCCCCGGAGACGAACUAUUCCACGGCCUAAGCCUUCUCGGAUGGCAGGGCAACAUGCACCUCAAGGAUAUCUUGUACCCAAACCGUUUUCGACCAGAAAACGACACCGAUAUAUACACCCCAGACACCUAUUCGUGGAACGAGUUCUGGUUUACCGAGGGUAAGAACGGCAUGAAGGAGCUGUUCUGGGGCGCCAAAGGAGAGCACCCCGGAUGGGUCGCAGUACCCUUGGGAGAUGCGACUUAUUUCAUUAGGUGGUAUGAUGAAACAGGUUCGUACACGGUCGCGAAGGGUUGGGUCCCCGUGAAAGUCUAUCUGCAGCCGUUCGAAUUGUGA
Molecule: messenger RNA, 594 nt
Organism: Fusarium falciforme
Lineage: Eukaryota; Fungi; Ascomycota; Sordariomycetes; Hypocreales; Nectriaceae
Exons: 3
Coding region: 1-594 (197 amino acids)
Source: RefSeq, a predicted model, not a curated record